AUGGCGGAGCGUCCCGGCGGCAGAAGACGUUCUCGUCGGGACAGCGUCGAGGUCGGCGCCUCUCCUUCCGGGAAAACGGAGAAGAGGACGAAGAGACCAACUCGAGAGCGGUGGCUGCUGACGCGAAAAACAUGGCGGUACAUGACGGACGCAGGGCGCCGUCUGAUCCCGGAAGGUGUGCACAACCGUCCGGAAGACAUCCCGAAGAUCGAGCAAUACUUCCAGGAAGUGUGCCAACGAGAACCUCGAUUCCUGCUCUGGAGGAAAGCGUCGUACCCAGGAACCCUAGGCUUCCGUGCCCCACGUCGAAGAAGAGCCAUCAAGGGUGGAAGCUGCAGAACGAAGGCAAGUUCCGCGGACGAGGCGGAGGACUCAUCAGGAGCUGCACUUCCUGAAGCCCUCCUAGAAGAGACCUCUCCAGAGGGGGUGGAACUCCCCAGACCCCGGCAGGGGGGCAGCACCCCCAGCACCCCUCUGACGAAAAGACGCCAACCUCAAGAGGACACCGAGGCGAAGGUCCUAGCCGACAUGCUGCAGAGGUAUCUGAACAUGAACAACGAAUCCGGUCGUCCUUCGACAGGAUCCGACUACAGCGACAGAUUCGCCGAGCCGUUCGACCACCACAGUCUUAUCGACAAAUUGCAGCUUCACCUGGACCAGAUGAUGGCGCAGGCGCGGCGGAAGGGAGCUGGGACGACCUCAGGAACGACAUCGGGGGAUGCGACCCCUGGGAGCAUGUUGUCUUAUCAGGGCGAUUACGUGCACAAAUCUUUGCUGGAGACUUUGAGCAGGUAUUACGGGAAGUCCUCCAGCAGGGAACACGUGAUCUCGGAUAUCCUGACGGACCGGAAGUUGUUGGAGAAGUUGUACUUCGACCUGCGGUGCACCAGGGGGUUCCGCGGGCCCAGGGCAACGGGGGCCUACACGUCGCCGUCUGCGCAGUGGAGAGGGAAACUCAGGGGGAGGGAGGGGCCAUGGCCUCCGAGAUCAGCUGAUCAGGUGCGAUGUGCGGAGCCCCCGCCGCUGAUCUCCGUGCAGCUCCCCAGCACCGAGCGCGCCCCUGUGGACCAGGGCGUGCAGACCGACCCCCUGUCGAGGGAGGCUCUGGAUGCCUAUCUCCAGGAUCGGGAUGAGCCCCCCUCUUCCAAGGACACCCCUUCCUCAGGGAAACUCGCCGUCAGACGCAGGUCCAGCGUCGAUAACGAUGACGUCUCUCCCUCCGUUAGCGACACCAUCAAGAGGUACCUCAGGAUGGCUAGGAAGAAGUCCAUCGAUGCCGAGAAGGGGGACAGGUUCAAGAGGGUCAACUAUGACAGGAAUCUUAGGAAUAUCAAGCCCAAGGGGGAAGUCACCAAGAUCGGGGAUGACGAUGGGAACCAUAAAGGGUGCCAGACGUCGGAGAACUGGACCGUUGGGUUCCGCGAUGGGGAGGUACUUCUUGGGGAAAGUCUCUCCGAUGAGGCGGAGACUGCCUCUCCUGGGAGCAGGAAUGCUAGCUCCAGGAGCUCCAUGGAUGCCGGGCUUGGGUCCGAGGAUACCCCGUCUACUCCCAAACAACAUCAGUCCUUUCUUUCCCAUCUUUUGCACGGCUCUAAUUCCAACAAGGAGAAACCGCAUUCUGCACCUGGCUCACCUGCUCUUACGUCCUCCAAUUCCGCAGGUGGCUCCGCCAUGCAGAAGAGCAAGUCCUCCAGCAGCGUUGUUCAUCAUGGGAGCAGACUCGUUGCCAAGAAGAUUUGGAGGUCUAGGAGCAAGAGCACCUCCAGGGCCUCCAAUCAACCCUCUGCUUGGACCCCGCAGGGAAAGUGCACGUGGGCAGGUACAGGGGGUAGACGAGUUACCCUGCAGGAUACACCCCUCAGGGUGCUCUCCGAGGUCGAGAGGAAGGUUCUCUGCAAAGUGGCCGUGGCCAAACUGCAGGCCUUGAACCUUGGAGUGCACAUCAGGCCACCGACAGAACUCGGGAGUGGCGGCGCCACGGCCACAAAGCCGAAGAGGAGGGCUUACUUGCUGAAGAGGAAGGCUCUCACCACUGGAUUUUUCGAUAACAAGACAAAGGACGAAAAGGACAAGGAGAGCGCCGGAGGGUUGGUGUUCGGCAUCCCCUUAUCACAGUGUCUGGAGAACGACAGGAUAGCUCGGAUAGCGGCUGGUGAAGCUGCAGAAGUUGCAAGUUUAACCAGAAGCAGUAGACAUGGCAGCAGGACGAGCUUUACGAGCCUCAUCGAGGCCCCGACGAGUGCGGCGACGAAGAACGAGGAGGGUGGAUCCUGCGAGUCGUUGUCCUUGAAGGGAGGAGCGCUCACCGGAAGUGACUCCGGAGGUUUAGAACUAAGCGACAGCGGGGGUGGAGCACCCCCAGGGGAAUGGGAUGCAGUUCCAGGAGUGGUGCACCAGUGCAUCAGACAUCUCGAGUCGACCGGCCUGAGGACCCUCGGCAUCUUCAGGGUCUCGCCGUCCAAGAAGAGAGUCCGACAGCUAAGGGAAGACUUCGAUUGCGGCAGGCAAACGAAGAUCGGUCCCGAUCAGUGUCCACAUGACGUCGCAGCCUUAAUGAAGGAGUAUUUUCGUGAUUUACCAGAUCCUCUGCUGUGCAGAGACCUUUAUCAAGCCUUCGUGCACACCCAGAAGAUCAGGAACAGGAGGCUUCAGCAGGAAGCUCUUCAGCAUCUGAUCCAACUUCUGCCGACCCCGAAUCGAGAGACGCUCUGGGCAUUGUUGAACUUCCUGAGCGAGGUUGCUUCAAACAGUGAGGACAAAAAAACGGAAACCGGCGACUGGAUAUCCGGGAACAAGAUGGACACUACCAACCUGGCGACCGUGUUCGCGCCGAAUAUUCUUCACUGCGUGAAGCAUGGCCAGGCAAGGGCGGAAGUGUCUGCAGAAAGGGCGGAGGAGAGGAUAGACGUGAUAAACGUGGUACGAGCACUUCUGGAACAUGUCUCGACUCUGUUCAUCGUCCCGGCAGCCCUUUUGGACGAACUUUAUUUGCAUAUGAUGGACACCCAUCCAGCCGAGCUGGACACUGCCCUCUCGCGGCGUGCCGAGGAGCAAUGCGGCGACGAGGUGGACCCGUCGAGCGAGGCGGAGGUGUACUCCGUGGAGGAAAACGUCUCCAGGAAGGUCUGGUCCAGGGAAGAGUGUCUCCACCAGAGUGCCGGGGUGGGUGGCGACAUCGGGCCCAGGCCUCGGAGGCCAAAACGACCCGGGACCAGAAGGAAGGACGAGGGUCGCAGCAACAGCGUCGACAGCGCCUCCAGCGAGGAUCCCUCCGACAGGAGGAAAUCCUCGCCGAUGGUCAUCACCGCCAGCCUCACCAUCCCCAUGUCGGGACCCUUUGUCUUAAACCUGGACGACCCCGACAUCCCCUACAUAGAGGAGAGCACCAAACUUCCGAGCGUACCUCCAAGAAGACAAAGGCAGAGGUCCAUUUCCGGCUGCAGCGAAGGUGGCAGGCACGGGAGCGACAGUGCGGUGGGUUCUUCGGCGACGCUUUCCGGAGACCAAAUGCCGAGCUCGCCGCCAUCUUGGACUUCCAGUCCACCCGCGAGUCCCGACAGCGCCGUCACGACCCUUUCCUACAUCCCUGAUCAACAGGCGGUUCUUCAAAGGGUGUCUAUCACGACUUCCACCGAAGUUGUCCGCCAGAUCUCAAGGACCUCCACCCAAGAAAGUGCAGUCAAGAUGGCUGCCGCCGUGCCUCCUUACACCCCCAGCAUCACCAGCAUCGGUGGCGCAGUCAUGAGGUCGAAGACCGCCGACAUCGAGAGGAUGCUGCACAUCACGAAGCCGGAGUCGAGCCGGUCUCCCGGCGCCGGCGGCGCCACGACGUCGACGUCGACGUCGGCGGACAGCAAGAAAUACACGAAGAGACGCUACACCGACUCGAGGCACCAGACGAGACACAUCCCCGACGUGGAGGCCCUCGCUGGAAGAAGUGGAGAGAGGUCGAGCACUUCCGCGUCUCCAGCGACGCCGACCCCGAAGAGCGUCCCGGCGCCCGUCUGGAAACGCCGGGAACUCAUAUCGAGCGCUCCUAAAAAUCGCGAGAGCUAUUUCUGAUGGUGGAGGGAUGUUCCCCAAAGAGGAAUCGUUUGUCGUCGAGAGUUCCUAGGUGGUGAACUUCAAGGUCUCCGGGGAAGAGUACCUGGAGAAUGCUUGGAGAACCGAAGCCGUUCUCCAGGUAGGAGAUGUUCUUGAUGCCGAAGAGAUGUUCCUUGAAGAGGAAUCGCUCGUCUUCCAGAAGACUAAUGUGGUGGUCUUCAAGGUCUCCGGGAAAGAAUACCUGGAGAACGCUUGGAGAACCGAAGACGUUCUCCAUACGGGAGAUGCUUUUGAUGCCGAAAAGAAAAUGUUCCUUGAAGUGGAAUCGCUCGUCUUCCAGAAGUCUCAUGUGGUCGUCUUCAAGGUCUCCGCUGAUGUACCCUUGGAGAACUCCGGAAUAGCAUCUAUGGUAUAUUUGGAGAACCGAAGAAGCGUUCUUCCGGUUCCCCUUGGGCUUCAACGUCGUUCCUAAGUCCAAAGGACCCCGAAGAGGGCGAAACGGUUUUUUUCUCCCGAUUUUCCUCCAGGAGAGGAAUCCCUCGGGAGCGAGGCUCGUUAGCGAUUCGUUGCUAAACCGUUAAGAUUUUUCAACCUGUAAGACCUAAUAAAUGAAUAUUAAUUUUGUACCUACUCGAUGGAGGAACUCGCACCCGAUUUCUGGGGAGGGAAUGGGUCACGAUUUCAUAUUGCUCGAUCAAUUUAUUCUUCAACCUCGCGCACUUACUCCGGUACAAUCUCGCACUUAUAAACUUCUCUAUUAAACAACGGACUUACUUGGCUGCCGAUUCGUUAAUGCUCGUUUUGCGGAUAAAAAUGAGAUUUACAGGAUUAUUUACAGGAUUUCUCGUGAUCCGCCAUGUGUACGUCCAUUACCGCUCAUACAAUUUCGGUACGUAAGGGGGCUAUGACACUUUUUGCCUUUUUUUUUAACUACUCAUUAAUCUAUUAAGGAAUUUAUUUAAUACGUAUUUA
Orussus abietinus is the source of this 5016-nucleotide messenger RNA. It is a transcript of the gene RhoGAP102A, whose product is annotated as rho GTPase-activating protein 6. Gene Ontology annotation, biological process: signal transduction. Bases 1 to 4062 code for a protein of 1353 amino acids. The record is from RefSeq and is a predicted model, not a curated record. NCBI's taxonomy places the organism in Eukaryota, Metazoa, Arthropoda, Insecta, Hymenoptera, Orussidae. The transcript has 11 exons.